This is a messenger RNA of Entelurus aequoreus (snake pipefish), 3010 nucleotides long. RefSeq names its product dual specificity phosphatase 4 (gene dusp4). Lineage: Eukaryota; Metazoa; Chordata; Actinopteri; Syngnathiformes; Syngnathidae. Gene Ontology annotation, biological process: endoderm formation; protein dephosphorylation; negative regulation of MAPK cascade. Gene Ontology annotation, molecular function: MAP kinase tyrosine/serine/threonine phosphatase activity; protein tyrosine/threonine phosphatase activity. Gene Ontology annotation, cellular component: cytoplasm; nucleus. The record is from RefSeq and is a predicted model, not a curated record. The coding region runs from base 443 to 1549 and encodes 368 amino acids. The transcript has 5 exons.
GUGGCUGAAACUGCAUUUAUGAAACACCAAAAAGAGGCACCGAUUUUUUGGUUUCCUGUGUGGUUAAGCUGUAGAGAUGAUCUCAGCUGACUUUGGCCGACUAACCAGUCAGUCACAGGCAGGAGAGGAAGGACCGCGAGAUUGCUCGGCCUGUGAUUGGAGACGCUGAAUGACGUCACCUCCGCCAUGACGCCAGGCUCCUCAUUCAUAAAAAAAGGAAAAGAGGAGAAACAAUCGUGGAGAGAAACACGGAGUGAGAGAAACGAGGAGGUCGCGGUAACAAUGAGCUCCACGGGAGGCGAGAUGCGCGCAUAGAGCAGCGGUGCAGCAGCGUUGGGGGCGGGAGGCGGGAAUCCACGCGGGAUCCGCCAGCAUACACAAGAGGCGUGAAGCCACAGCGAGCCUCAAGUCCGCAGAAGAAGACCGACACCAGCGACGCGCUAUGGAAGAUCUGUGCGAGAUGGACUGCACGGUGCUCAAGCGGCUCCUGAAGGAGGACGGCGCCCGGUGCUUGGUGCUCGACUGCCGCUCAUUCCUCGCCUUCAGCGCGGGACACAUCCGAGGGGCCGUCAACGCCCGCUGCAACACGAUCGUCCGCCGCAGGGCCAAGGGAUCAGUGCUCAGCCUGGAUCAGCUCCUAGCCGGCGAUGAUGAAGUCCGGGCCCACUUCCGCUGCGGGAUGUACUCGGCCGUCGUGCUGUACGACGAGAGGACGCCGGACACGGACACGGUGAAGGAGGACAGCACGGUGAGCCUAGUGCUCCACGCGCUGUGCAGGGACUCAACCUCCACUAACAUCUACUUUCUUAAAGGUGGCUAUGACAAGUUUUUCGCCGAGUACCCCGAGUUUUGUUUGAAGACCAAAUCCUUGCCCCCGCUCACAUGCCAGUCCAGUGUGGAAUCGUCGUGCUCGUCCUGCGGAACGCCGCACCACGACCAGGGCGGACCUGUUGAGAUCCUCCCAUUCCUCUACCUGGGCAGUGCCCUUCACGCCUCCAAAAAGGAAGUCCUGGAUGCCAUCGGAAUCUCGGCGCUGCUCAAUGUGUCGUCCGACUGUCCCAACCACUUCGAGAAUGCGUACCAGUACAAAUGUAUUCCUGUGGAAGACAACCACAAAGAAGACAUCAGCUGCUGGUUUCUGGAGGCCAUCGAGUUCAUCGACUCGGUGCGUGACUCCAGCGGCAGGGUUCUGGUCCACUGCCAGGCGGGCAUCUCUCGCUCAGCCACCAUCUGCCUGGCCUACCUGAUGAAGAGGAAGCGCGUGCGUCUAGAUGAAGCCUUCGAGUUUGUGCGUCGGCGCCGCAGCAUCAUCUCGCCCAACUUCAGCUUCAUGGGCCAGCUGCUACAGUUUGAGUCGCAGCUGCUGGCCACCUCGUGCGCCGCGGAGGCCGCCGCUACAGCCAGCCCUUUGCUGGGACCCAAGUCAUCCGCGGGCACCGCUUCGGCGACGCCGACGCCCACCUCGCCGUUUAUCUUCAACUUCCCGGUGUCGGUGGUGAACACCGCCUACCUGCACCACAACCCCAUCACCACGUCACCCGGCUGCUGAUAGCCGAGCACAGACGCUCUAUGUACUUCCAGGGCUGAGGGGUCAAAGGUCACGACCUAAACCCUUACAAAACAGCUCCUCCUUCCAGUGACUGACCAAAAAUAGACUUUAAAGGAGUUUGUGUGUGUGUGUGUGUGUGUGUGCGUGUGUGUACGUGCUGGACUUUAGGCAACACGACACACUCAUGACUAACAAGUGAAUAAGCUCAGUAUGAAGACAGGCUCUGUUGCCAUGGAGACCACCGGUCUUGAAGGAGAGGAGAUGGAAGGAAGCAGGAAUUUUAAGCACUCGCUCCUUCCUCCUUUGGCGCUCCUCCUGCUGCCACACAAAGGAGACGGAUGGUGUGUGUGUGUGUGUGUUAUGGUGGGGGAGGAGGGCAUAUAAAGCAGGGGCCUCCUCAGUGACAGGUGCUCUGCUGCCUGGAGUUUCCUGUCUGUCCUCUUCCGCUCUCUCUCUGUCUCUCUCUCUCACACGCACAUAAACACAAACAGACCUUCCUCUCAUCUCCUUUAAUGUUCCUCCUCUUCAUCUCAUCCCUGCUUCUCAUCUCCACGGCCUCCUCCUCCUCUCAGAUCUUCAUCUCCCUCUCUCCCCUGACCAGGCAGCACAAAUCAAAGGAGGUGGAGAAAAGGAAAGCCAGUCUUUCUUUGAUGGCCAUCUCAUGCAUUUAUUUCACCCUUUAUUCUGCUUCAUCACUCGCAUAUUUGAAUACAACAAUCAACAUGCAGAGUAAAUAUAUAUUUUACCAUUUAGGAAUUACAGCAGAUUAUCUCUCCCUUUUCCUUGGACCAUUGACAUGUGUGCAAAUCAUCAACAUAAGAGGAAAAAAAACCCCACUAAAAAUAGCAUUCUGGACAAACUAAGCGUGUUGCUUUUUUAAAACAUUACUAAAUGCAUACAUGCAACUGCUCGCUUGAUGUCUUUUUUUCCCCCCCUUGAAUGCAUUCCUAUUAUUUUUCUAUAAGAAAGGUCUGUCAUGCACACACACGCGCACACGCACACACGACUCCCUGCAAUACUGAACUUCUAACCCUUUGAAGAAGCCAACACCAGAAGUGUAGUCUCUUUAAACUGAGCUCUUCUUUAUCCCUUCACUUUUACAAAGGGUUGCAAAAAGUGUUCCUGUUUUCCACUUUGAAGUGAUGCAAUACUGUAUUUUUCAUUUGCGAUGGGUUUUCUUCAUGCGGACAAAGACUUUUUGUGUGUGAAAUAUGGAAGAGCGAGAUCCAAUCAGAAGACAAAAAACUAAACUGCAAUACUUUGUGCGUCUCCUCUAUCUUCAGUCCGUCCGCUCAAUGCUGUUUAAACAUCACGGCAAUAUCGAACCUUCACUUGGACAAGUGUGUAUACGUUCAUACAAAAAUAACUUUCUGUCAAUUUUAAUUGUGUUGAAUGAAUGACAUGUAUGCGUUUAUUUAUUACGGAACAACCACUGUUGAAUAAAUCUUGUUCUUAAUUAAA